Dermatophagoides pteronyssinus (European house dust mite) is the source of this 3074-nucleotide messenger RNA. It is a transcript of the gene Fas2, whose product is annotated as neural cell adhesion molecule fasciclin 2. The record is from RefSeq and is a predicted model, not a curated record. Gene Ontology annotation, cellular component: membrane. NCBI's taxonomy places the organism in Eukaryota, Metazoa, Arthropoda, Arachnida, Sarcoptiformes, Pyroglyphidae. Gene Ontology annotation, molecular function: protein binding. Gene Ontology annotation, biological process: cell adhesion.
UCAUAUUUUGCUACUUUUCGUGUAAAUGAUUUUUUUUUCAACAAGUCAAAAUUUUUUUUUCUUUUUCUGAUAAACAUUGUUUUGUGACCCUUGACCACACACAUAUAUGUAAACACACAAAGUCUAUUUACACAUAUCCGGCCUAGUUGAACUCAAAAUGUGAAAUUUCCUGCUUCCUGAAAAUAUCGUUUUUGUCAAACAAACCAACAAACAAACCAGCUUAAUGAAUAAAAAAAUGCAAUUAAUAAACAGAAUCAUGUCAUCCACACAUCAACACUUGAUGAUGACUAUUUCAAAUAUUUUAAUUGCUCAUCUCAUAAUAUUCAAUGGUCUCAUUUUUGUUGAUUGUCAACAACAACAACAACAACCACAACAACAGUAUAGUUUAAAAAUCUAUCCAAAUGUUGGAUCAUUAUCAAAACCAUCGAAUCAAAAAUUUGUUAUUACAUGUAAAGGACAAGGUGGUGAUUCAAAUUUAUUUUCCGAUCUUUAUUGGUUUACACCGAAAAAUGAAGAAAUUAAUCCAAUAUUUUUAGAACGACAUCCAGAAUUCAAAACAAUCAAUCGUGAUGGUAAUCUAUUUCUUAGUUUUGAUAAUCCUAAACCAGAACUGAGUGGUAUUUAUAAAUGUCGUGGUCUAUUACAAAAUUCUGAAUCACUUGAAAGUCAAAUUAAUGUCAAUAUUUAUGAGGAUGUAACAUGGGAUCAUUGUCCUGAAAUACAAUAUCUAAUCAAAGGAAAUGUUGGUGAAAGAAUUAAUUGUCGUGCUAGUGCCAAUCCAAAACCAAAUGUUAUAUGGACAAAAGAAGGAAGACAAUUGGAUAGUAAUCCAAGAUAUUUAAUCAAUUCCAGUGGUAUAAUCAUAAAAGAUCCAAUUACUGAUGAUGAUGGAGGUUUGUUUCAAGUAAGCGCAUUAGUAACCGAAACAGGAUCAACACAGGAAAAACGAAUUACCGUACAAAUCUAUUCACGGCCAAUGGUCGAAAAAAUAUCCGAACCACGUUUCGGUAUUGAAAAUGAACAAAUUGAAUUGAAUUGUGAAGCGUCCGGUGUUCCACAACCAUUAUACACCUGGUUGGAUAAUAAUCGAAGAAAUUUAAGUUCAGUUGGUGGUUAUGCUGUGGAUCGUAAUACCGGUACGAUUAUAAUUAAUCGAUUGAAAAAACAUGAAGAUGAAGGAAAUUUUACCUGUAUUGCUGAAAAUUCGGCAGGUAAAAGUGAAAAAUCAACAAAUUUACGUGUAUAUCAACGACCUGAAAUAAAAAGUUUUCGUAAUGAAAGUUAUGAUCAAUAUCAACGUUCAUAUUUAGAAUGUCGUGUGAUUGGAAUACCAAUACCAAUGAUUACUAUACGUAAAAAUGGUCUAACACGUCCAUUUAUACAUGGUGAUCCGGGUAUUGUAUUGGAAGAACGUAUGGAUAAACAUGAAAAAGUUUUAACAUUAACCUAUUUGAAUACGACCAGAGAUGAUGAUGGUCUUUAUUAUUGCCGAGCGGAAAAUGAUGCCGGUUUUGCUGAAUUAGUUGGACAUUUGGAAGUAAAAUUCAGUCCAAACAUGUCAUUGACUCCAAUGACCAAUGUCAAAACCUGGGAUAAUCGACCAGUCAAUAUGACUUGUAUUGCCGAAGCAAUACCAAAUGCAACAAUAAAAUGGUAUAAAAAUGGUUAUGAAAUUUUCGAUAAUGAUGUAUAUCGUCAACAAUUAUCGGCUGAUGGUAUUAGUAAAUUAUUUAUUACACCAACAAAAUCUAUCUAUGAUGAACAGGUAUUUGGUAUAUAUCGAUGUGAAGCAACAAAUUCAUUGGGAAAAAAUUAUAUCAAUAUACAAUUGGAUCGUGCAACUGUUCCGGGUUUAGUAAAUGAUAUAAAAAUUAUCGAUAUAGCUCCAACACAAAUUAGAUUUAAAAUUUAUAAUGAUCUUUUUGAUGGUGGUAUGCCAAUCAAAAAAUUACAUAUUGUUUAUUAUGAAAAAUAUGAUCAAUUUGAUCAUCAAACCAAAGAGCUUCCAUUUUCAAAAUUAGAAAAUGAUUAUAUUAUUGAUAAACUUAAACCAUUUACAAUUUAUUCAUUUCGUUUUGCUGCCGAAAAUGAAGUUGGUAAAGGACAAUUUGGCCAAGAACGACAAAUACAAACAAAAGCAGAAACUAAACCAGAUAAACCGGAAUUUCAUAAUCUUCCAUUUGAUAUUAUAAAUCGUGAUGAAAUUAUAUCACCAUAUCCACAUAAAUUCACAGUCAUGUGGAAUAUGCCACCCGAUAAUGGUCGACCUAUCGAAUAUUUUGAAAUUCGACAUUAUCCAAUUCUUCGUACAGAAUUUGGUUUUACACCAUUACAUGAACCGAUUAUCAGUAAAAUAUCUGUUUAUCAUGAUGAAAUGACAUCAAAAACAUUGACCAAAUUAAAAUCCGAUUCAUAUUAUCGUGUCGAAUUAAGAGCAUAUAAUUCAUUAGGUUUUUCUGAACCAUCCAGUAUUAUAUUCAAAACACCGCUAUCAGAUUUUCCCGAUCAAGAUUAUUCAAUGGAUGAAUUAAAUGAAGGAAAAUUAUCAUUUCCACUUGGUAUUAUGGCUGCAUUCAUUAUGAUAUUUGUCAUAUUGAUUUUAAUUAUUAUGGAUCUGGUAUUUUAUUGUCGAUACAAAGUUGGUGUAAUCUAUUUUCUACGUACACAUGUUUGUAAUAUUAAUACUGAUGAUCAAAAUAAACUAAAUAAUAUGAUGGUUGCCAAUAUGGAUGACAAUCCAAAAUAUCAAUCCAGAAAUAUAGUCAACACAAAUAAUCGACCAACUGUGAUCGAUACGACGACGACGACGACGACGAAUGGUAGACAAAUUGAAGUUGAUAAUCCAGCAUUCGAUAGUAGUAAUGGUUAUGCAACCAAAUCACCAAAUGGUGAAAAUACAACAUUGCUAACCAAUAAUAAUCCAAAUGGUGAACGAGAAAGAUUCGAACAACAUCAACAACAACAGAUGAGAAGGGAUCAAGAUAGUGUGGUUUAAUCGACAACAACAACAACAAAAAUCAACGACCUUAAAUCGAUAUCCGAUCAAUAUCGCUCUGUGUGUCUCAUGAUGAUCU